Molecule: messenger RNA, 3880 nt
Organism: Parathielavia appendiculata
Lineage: Eukaryota; Fungi; Ascomycota; Sordariomycetes; Sordariales; Chaetomiaceae
Product: acetyl-CoA synthetase-like protein
Exons: 3
Coding region: 350-3490 (1046 amino acids)
Source: RefSeq, a predicted model, not a curated record
CUUUUUUCGACUGCUACUCCGAAGUCGAAGCGAAUCAGGCGAUAAUAUUCCAUAUUCAUCCGUUGGUCAUUGGCUCCUCAUCUUCUCAGCAGCUGGGCAUCAACCUCGCAGCAGCUGAAACAUACGUGCUUGGCGAGAAGUUGACCCAACGAGAGGGAGCUCACGAAAAUACGAGAGUAUCCGAGAAAACCUCGCAUUGCGUGCUACUCAUGCCAUCCCAACAUAAGUCCAUUGCUUGUCCUGGAAGUUCUCGGACUCCACCUGGGCAUCUUAUGGUUCUUCCCGUUUCAUCAUUAUUCUCUCUACCUUUGACCAGAUACGAACAGGGUCUCACAUCGAAGCGUCCGAGAUGCUGUCUCCAGCAGCCCUCGUUGACGGCCUUGCCGCCCACACUCCUCAGGGAGUUUGGGUCAAGGCCAACCUGUUAUCCGAAAAAGGGGAGCUCACAUGGCAGGACAUCGCUUGGCCGCAGCUCAGGAGGGCUGUUGACUUUGUGGCCCGUCAGAUGGAAAACGAACUGGGCCCAGGAGCCGUUGACGAACCGGUGGCCUUUAUCGGGGGAAACGACAUCCGGUAUGCCGUCGUUCUCAUGGCGGCACUCAAGUGUGGGUACAAGGCCCUGUUGUUGUCACCACGAAACUCGCGCGAGGGCAACGUCUCUCUCCUGAAGAAUACAAGGUGCAGCAAGCUCGCUUUCACCGCCGAGCUCAGGAGCAUGGUCACGGAGCUGGUGGAGGAGACCCCUGGGUUGAAGGUCUCUCAGCUGCCUGGGCUGCAUGACCUUCUCACCGCUCCAGACACCACGCAUUACGAGAGCCUGGCCGAUGGCCAUAUGCAAGACGAUGAAACCGUCGCGAUCCUCCACUCGAGCGGCACGACAGGCCUACCAAAACCCAUUUACGUCAAAGCCGGCGUCUUGCGAGUCGGCGCUAAGCUUACCUCGCUGCCGGCACCUGAGGGCCGCCGAAACAUAAUCGACGAAUUGUAUCUCACGGAGCUCAUGAUCUCAACGCUCCCGUUCUUUCACAUCUUCGGCAUCAUGCUUCUCGUCCGCACCGUCCAUUACCAGCGACCACUGGUGCUGUUGCCUUUCGGGAAACCGCCAACUGCAGAGCUGGUGAUGGAGGCAAUAGCCAAGACCAAGCCGACGGGAGUAGUCUGCCCUCCCUCAAUCCUCGAAGACCUCUGCAAACUGCCUGGCGGACUGAAGGCCCUCUCGACAUUGAAUACGGUGGUGUACGGAGGCGCUCCCCUGGCGCGCUCAUGCGGCGAAGAGAUCUCCAAACUCACCAACCUGUACAACGGGAUUGGGAGCACAGAAGCAUGGCUCAUCCCGAACCUCGUCGCGGCCGACCAAGCCGACUGGGACCACCACGAGUGGAAUCCCAACGUGGGUAUCGUGAUGGAGCCUGCCGGAGACGAUCAGCUCGCAGAGCUAGUGAUCCGUCGUCAACCCGAUAACGACUUUCAGACAGUGUUUCAUAACUUUCCCGGUCUCGACGAAUGGCGCACCAAUGACCUGUUUGAGCGGCAUCCGACCAAGCCUGCUUUAUGGAAAUACGUUGGACGGGUCGACGACAUCCUGGUAUUGAGCAACGGCGAGAAGUUGAACCCUGUGUCGUUCGAGAAGACCGUCGAGGGGCAUCCGUGGGUCAGCGGCGUGCUGGUGGUUGGGGCCGGGCAUUUCCAGGCCGGGCUGCUCAUCGAGGCGUACCCCGAACGAGCCAAGGCUGGAGCGGAAGCAUUUAUCGAUGAGCUCUGGCCGACCGUGGAGGAAGCAAACAUGCAGUCUCCAGCCCAUGCGCGGGUGUGGCGGUCAAUGGUGAUGUUGGCGUCGCCAGAGAAACCGUUCAAGCGCACCGCCAAAGGAUCCGUCAUGCGACAUGCUACGUAUCGGUUGUAUGAAGAGGAGCUCAAGGGCUUGUAUGACAAGCAGCAGUUCCUCACAAACGGCGUUCAGGUGAACGGGGAGCUGGGCAGCAGCCAAGUCAAGGUUGCGAUCCGCUCGGCGGUGAAAUCUGUCCUUGGGGCUCAGGCCGAGCACCUCGCCGACGACUCGAACAUCUUUGAUUUCGGCAUGGACUCGCUUCAAGUCCUACAGCUGCUCCAAAUCCUGGGCUCGUCCCACGUCAUUUGUACCACACGGAUGGUGUACGAGAACCCGAGCAUCGAUUCUCUCUUCCGCGCAGUGACCAACGGACAGGCCAACGACAGCGCAGGCAACAACGUGUCCCGCGAAGAGAAGAUGUCGGCCAUGAUCCACCGGUACUCCAAGUUUGUUCCCAGAAAGUACAUCAGCGACAUACCCACCGUCUUGUCAGGCCAAACAGUACUACUCGUCGGGUCAACCGGCGCUCUCGGGACUCAUCUCCUGCACGAAUUACUCAGCAAUCCUGAAGUCGAUCGUGUGUAUUGUCUCAACCGUUCUGCCGAUGCGGCCGAGAGACAGACGCAAAGCUUCUCGGACCGCGGUCUUGGGACCAUCGACUUCAACGCCCACCCCAGGGUCCGAUUCCUCCACGGAGAGACACACCAAGAGAACUUUGGUCUCGAGCCCGACGCCUACGCCGAGCUGGGGCGGAAUGUCGAUAUGAUCAUCUCCAACGCCUGGCCGGUCAACUUCAACAGUAGCCUGGAAAGCUUCGAGGGUGUCAUCGCAGGUACCAAGCGGUGCGUCGACUUUGCAGCUUCGUCGCCACGCCAGGCACAUAUUGCGUUUGUAUCGUCUGUCGCAAGCGUUCUAAACUUCCCCGCGGUGCGUCGGGGUGACGACGAGGCAGAGGAGGUUGUCAUGGUCCCGGAGGAGUUUGAUCCUGAUAACAGCUUGCCUGCCAAACAAGGGUACGGCGAGUCGAAGCAUGUUGCGAGCUGUAUCCUUGAGAGAGCAGCAAGGCAGGGUUUGAUCGGUGCCACGAUCUUGCGGGUUGGCCAGCUUGCUGGGACCGCGGAAGGGAAGGGGCUCUGGAACCGACACGAGUGGGUGCCCUCGCUCGUUAAGACCUCCAAGUCUCUCGGCAAAAUACCGCGGUCCCUCGGCCCUGCAAAUGAUGGUAUUGUCUGGGUGCCCCUGGACAUUGCCGCCAAGGUGAUCGUUGAUUUCGUCCCGCUGAGUGCUCAGGGAACGUCGGAGUCGGGCACGCUGAGAUGCUUCAACGUCGUCAAUCCCCAGGUUAGGCCGUGGAACGAGUUGGCUGCGGUCGUACAGCAGCAUUACUCUGACUCUGAGUCGGGACAACAGCUGGGUGUAGUCGAAUUUGACGAGUGGUUGAAUGAACUGAGAGCAGUCGGUGUCAACAACGGGGCGGAGGAAGCCGAACUAUUCCCUGCGCUCAAGUUGUUGGACUUCUUCGAGGGAUUGAAGGCUGACGGAGGAAAGGGGCGUUGGGGGUUUGCAACCGAGAAGGGAGUAAUUUCGAGUCCAACCAUGGCUAAUAUGGGUGCUGUGAGCGGGAAGUUAAUGCAGAAGUGGUUGGAUGAGUGGGAUUUUUGAUGGCUACCCCCAGAUACUUCUUGGAAGCUUCAAGCCGCCUUGAGCACGUAGGACUGUAAUAGAAAAGAAGAGGUAAAGAAGAACAAGGGGGCCAGCAUCGCAACGGAAGCUUCUGGCAUCCAUGGUCGAUGAACUUUGGACCGUACUCAAGCCACCGAAGAACGACACAGUGGCCUUGCAACCGUCAAGUCGCAAAUAAGUCGCCUGUUGCAUGCGACUCGGUUGUGGAAACGGUGGUUGUCAGGCACGGAUCAACUGAAGAACGGGCUGGUGGCGAAAUAAAGUUGAGAUUGCGGCAGAGUUCCGUGGGCCUUACUGAGCAAAGAGACAAAAGUGAUCAUGACCCAACUAAUCGAUGCAGUUUCCACCACCUGGAAACCUUAUGAUAGC